AUGGCCAGACUCAACACGGCCAAUCCUCUGGUCCACGGCACCCCUCACAGGGGAAGCAAGGACACACCCACCAAUAUUGACAGCCAGCGGUCAAACCAGCCAUGUUCCAACACGAGGUCCCCCACCAAGUACGACUUGCCCAAAGCUCAGAAUCAGACUCGACGGCAAUUAGCGAGAUCGAGCACUUUCAAUAUAUUGCCUGAUGACGAAUCCGCUUCGGAAUGUGAAAUUGGGAGUCAACACACUGGAAAGCAGACAAGACCACGGACACUGGGACUCGCCCGUGUGAAUUCGCUACUUCUUCCGAAGAAACAAAGACCCCGACCCAACCUCAUGCGGACCGCCGGCUACGACAAAGAAAACGACGUACCUGAACAUUCUACGGAUGAAUUUCGCACGCCUGGCUCAACGCCAACCAGGCCAGCACCAGCCAGACCAAGUGCCCCGCAAAUGUCAAACAGGGCUAGAGAGAGACCGGUUGGGCGGAGGCAGCUCGUGAGCAACCGGCAAAGAGAGGAUACAGGCGCCCAAAACUUUGAUGAUAGCUUUGAUUCACUCGACGACUUCAUCGUCAGCGACAAUGAAGAGCCUAGCUCCCACGAAGAAUCCGACCAUGAAACACCAGACACAGAAGAAGAACCCACACCACCACCUUCCCCUGUAAAGUCUCCCCGGAAGAGACUUUUACGCGGAAGAAGACCACCUUCCGAGACAGAACCUACAAUCAGUGCAGAUGCGACCUUGCCAGCAGACAUGGAAGAUCUAAAGCCAUCCAAAGAUUCAGCACCGAUACCCACGAUAUCCAUCGCUACGGACGAGACCUACGAACCAAAGUCACAAGGUGUAUCUUCCAAUGAUAGCACGAACGACCCAGAGUCCGAGGACAGCACACCAUAUCCGCUGUAUCCGCAACGCCACAACUCUGAAGAUCUCAUUAAACACCUCGAGAGCCUUGACUUGUCGAGUGAUGAGGAGGAUAAUCUCCAACCCCAGAAGUCAACACCCAGAUUGGACUCGGAUAAUGAACUGCCUUCACCACCAAAGCCAAGUCGCAAGCAAUCAACGCCGCUCACCCCAUCAACCUCGGCGCCAAAAGACACGCCUCCAACUACUAUAAGGGCUCAAAAGAAAGCUGAGGCGGCACGAAAACGUGAGAUUCGUGCGCAAAUCGCCGAAUUCAACGAAAACAAGGUUGGGUUUGCCGAAGAGUUCCUCCGACACUUGGAGAGUAUCUUUGAUGGUCGCAUUGGCAGCAUGACCAAAGACACCGGUGGCAUCAAACUCGUGUGGACCAAAAACUUUAGAAACACCGCUGGUCGGGCAACAGUUCGGUCAGAAAGAGUGUUUCUGGGAGAAGGUGUUGAGGAUCCCGGACGCCGGCGUUACAAUGCCACUAUUGAGUUGUCCGAGAAAGUCUUGGAUACCGAGGACAAGAUCCUGUGCACCUUGACCCACGAGUAUUGCCAUCUGCUCGACAUUCUCAUCACCGAGAACAGGGGCAAGGGUGCAGCGCAGCACGGCGUCAGCUUUAAACAGUGGGGUGCACGAUGCACCCAGGCGUUAAAGAACCACCCUGUUUAUGGAGGUCGCGUGGAGGUUACAACCAAACAUACUUACGAGAUCAACCAUAAGUACGUUUGGGCUUGUGUGGGACUGGGAUGUCCCUUUGAGGUCGGGCGACAUUCAAAGAGCGUGGACCCCGUCCGUCAUCGCUGCGGCCGUUGCAGAGGACAUCUCAAACAGAUCAAGCCGGUACCUCGUGCUCCACCAAAGAAGAACAAUACCAAGAUUGUGAUCAAUUUGGAUGACGAUUGA
Penicillium olsonii is the source of this 1815-nucleotide messenger RNA. The record is from the annotation of a GenBank genome assembly. Lineage: Eukaryota; Fungi; Ascomycota; Eurotiomycetes; Eurotiales; Aspergillaceae.